AUGGUGUCUGAAAGAGUCAGUUUAAUCCUAUUCCUGAUUUGUUCAUUUCUAGUACUGGUACCACUAGUUCUAACCAUGGAGCCAAGCUUAGAAGUUGAACAUGAGGCCUUGAAGGCCUUUAAGAAUUCAGUUGCUGACGACCCCUUUGGAGCCCUUGCAGAUUGGAGUGAAGCCAACCAUCACUGCAAUUGGUCUGGAAUCACAUGUGACCUUUCAUCCAAUCAUGUCAUAUCGGUCUCGCUGAUGGAGAAGCAGCUUGCAGGUCAGAUCUCUCCAUUCCUUGGAAACAUUUCCAUCCUCCAGGUUCUAGACUUGAGUUCCAACUCAUUCACUGGCCACAUUCCACCUCAGCUGGGGCUUUGCUCCCAGCUUUUAGAAUUGAAUCUUUUCCAAAAUUCUCUUUCUGGAUCAAUUCCACCAGAACUAGGAAACCUUAGAAAUCUGCAGUCAUUAGACUUGGGGAGUAACUUCUUGGAAGGAAGCAUCCCCAAAAGCAUUUGCAACUGCACUGCCUUGUUGGGACUUGGCAUCAUCUUCAACAAUCUCACAGGUACCAUCCCAACAGACAUUGGAAAUUUAGCUAAUCUUCAAAUCCUUGUACUAUAUAGCAACAAUAUUAUUGGUCCUAUACCAGUUUCCAUAGGUAAGUUGGGAGAUUUGCAAUCUCUAGACCUAAGUAUCAACCAAUUGUCUGGUGUAAUGCCUCCAGAGAUCGGGAACUUAUCGAACUUAGAAUAUCUUCAAUUGUUUGAGAAUCACCUUUCUGGAAAAAUCCCAUCAGAACUGGGGCAGUGUAAGAAGCUGAUCUAUCUGAACUUGUACAGCAACCAAUUUACAGGAGGCAUUCCUUCUGAGCUAGGAAACUUGGUCCAGUUGGUUGCUCUGAAGUUGUACAAAAAUAGGUUAAAUUCAACAAUUCCAAGCUCCUUAUUCCAGCUGAAAUAUUUGACUCACUUAGGAAUCUCUGAGAAUGAGUUGAUUGGAACUAUUCCCUCUGAGCUUGGAUCUUUGAGAUCACUGCAGGUACUAACUUUGCAUUCAAAUAAGUUCACUGGGAAAAUCCCUGCACAGAUAACCAACUUGACAAACUUGACAAUUUUGUCAAUGAGCUUCAACUUCCUCACAGGGGAGCUUCCAUCCAAUAUCGGAUCCCUUCAUAAUUUGAAGAACCUGACCGUGCACAACAACCUUCUAGAGGGAUCCAUUCCAUCUAGUAUCACCAAUUGCACCCAUCUUGUCAACAUCGGUUUAGCUUAUAAUAUGAUAACAGGGGAAAUUCCACAAGGUUUGGGACAGUUGCCGAAUCUUACUUUCCUUGGUUUAGGGGUUAACAAAAUGUCGGGGAACAUUCCUGACGACCUCUUCAAUUGCUCAAAUCUGGCUAUCCUAGAUUUGGCCAGGAACAAUUUCAGUGGAGUUCUGAAACCAGGCAUUGGCAAGCUCUAUAAUCUGCAAAGAUUGCAAGCCCACAAGAAUUCCUUAGUAGGGCCUAUCCCACCUGAGAUUGGCAAUUUAACUCAAUUGUUCUCCUUACAGCUGAAUGGGAAUAGUUUGUCAGGCACAGUUCCUCCUGAAUUAUCCAAGCUUUCUCUCCUCCAGGGUCUGUACCUCGAUGACAAUGCCCUAGAAGGUGCAAUUCCUGAGGAAAUUUUUGAACUAAAACAUCUCAGUGAGCUUGGUUUGGGUGACAACCGGUUCGCAGGACACAUUCCACAUGCUGUCUCUAAACUUGAGUCGCUUUUGAACUUGUACCUCAAUGGAAACGUGCUCAAUGGAUCCAUCCCAGCAAGCAUGGCUCGUCUUUCUCGGCUGGCAAUCUUGGAUCUCUCUCACAACCAUCUUGUCGGGUCAAUACCGGGACCUGUCAUUGCUAGUAUGAAAAACAUGCAGAUAUAUCUCAACUUUUCACACAAUUUCUUAUCAGGACCCAUUCCAGAUGAGAUUGGGAAAUUGGAGAUGGUCCAGGUCGUAGAUAUGUCAAACAAUAAUCUAUCAGGGAGCAUUCCAGAGACUCUUCAAGGCUGCAGAAACUUGUUCAAUCUUGAUCUGUCAGUGAAUGAGCUUUCUGGUCCAGUUCCAGAGAAGGCAUUUGCCCAAAUGGAUGUACUUACAAGCUUGAACCUUUCAAGAAAUAAUUUAAAUGGUGGACUACCUGGAAGCUUAGCGAAUAUGAAGAAUCUAAGCUCUCUGGACCUUUCUCAGAACAAGUUCAAGGGCAUGAUCCCGGAGAGUUAUGCAAAUAUUUCCACCUUGAAGCAGCUGAAUCUUUCUUUCAAUCAACUGGAAGGUCGUGUUCCAGAGACUGGGAUAUUCAAAAACGUAAGUGCAUCUUCUUUGGUGGGAAACCCAGGUCUUUGUGGAACCAAAUUUCUAGGCUCAUGCAGGAAUAAGAGCCAUUUAGCUGCUUCUCAUCGAUUCUCCAAGAAAGGUCUGUUGAUUCUCGGGGUACUUGGAUCCCUCAUUGUAUUGCUGCUUCUCACAUUUUCUGUUAUAAUCUUCUGUCGGUACUUCAGAAAGCAAAAAACAGUUGAAAAUCCAGAACCAGAGUAUGCUUCAGCAUUGACGCUCAAGAGGUUCAAUCAAAAGGAUUUAGAAAUAGCUACCGGCUUCUUUAGUGCAGAAAACGUCAUUGGGGCCAGCACUUUGAGUACGGUAUACAAGGGCAGAACGGACGAUGGGAAGAUUGUAGCCGUAAAGAAAUUGAAUUUGCAACAGUUCUCUGCUGAGGCUGAUAAGUGCUUCAAUAGAGAAGUGAAGACCCUGAGCCGACUCAGGCACAGAAACCUCGUAAAGGUACUUGGGUAUGCUUGGGAAAGUGGAAAAAUAAAGGCUCUAGUUCUGGAAUACAUGGAGAAGGGGAACUUGGACAGCAUUAUACAUGAACCAGGGGUGGAUCCUUCAAGGUGGACUUUAUUGGAGAGAAUCAAUGUUUGUAUUUCCAUUGCAAGGGGGCUGGUUUACUUGCAUUCAGGGUAUGAUUUCCCCAUUGUCCACUGUGACUUGAAGCCUUCUAAUGUUCUUUUGGAUGGAGAUUUGGAGGCCCAUGUGAGCGAUUUUGGAACAGCUCGAGUUCUGGGUGUUCAUCUCCAGGAUGGAAGCAGUGUUUCCUCAUCAUCAGCAUUUGAAGGCACAAUCGGAUACUUGGCACCAGAGUUCGCAUACAUGAGGGAGCUCACAACCAAAGUCGAUGUGUUCAGCUUUGGGAUCAUAGUAAUGGAGUUCCUAACAAAAAGAAGGCCAACAGGACUGGCAGCAGAGGAUGGCUUGCCAUUGACCUUGCGUCAGCUGGUGGAUGCGGCCCUUGCCAGUGGAUCCGAAAGGCUUCUUCAAAUAAUGGACCCUUUCUUAGCUUCAAUUGUAACAGCGAAGGAGGGGGAAGUACUGGAAAAGCUGCUUAAACUGGCCUUGUCUUGCACCUGCACUGAGCCUGGGGAUCGACCCGACAUGAAUGAGGUGCUGUCCAGUCUUUUGAAGCUAGGAGCAAAGAUACCACCUCCAUUACCAUCAUCAUCAUGA
Molecule: messenger RNA, 3516 nt
Organism: Vitis vinifera (wine grape)
Lineage: Eukaryota; Viridiplantae; Streptophyta; Magnoliopsida; Vitales; Vitaceae
Product: LRR receptor-like serine/threonine-protein kinase FLS2
Exons: 2
Coding region: 1-3516 (1171 amino acids)
Biological process (GO): protein phosphorylation
Molecular function (GO): receptor serine/threonine kinase binding; protein kinase activity; ATP binding
Source: RefSeq, marked provisional